This is a messenger RNA of Neocloeon triangulifer, 2777 nucleotides long. RefSeq lists its product as uncharacterized. The transcript is spliced from 5 exons. Bases 164 to 1783 code for a protein of 539 amino acids. Lineage: Eukaryota; Metazoa; Arthropoda; Insecta; Ephemeroptera; Baetidae. The record is from RefSeq and is a predicted model, not a curated record.
CUGCAGAUGCGAGCAAAACGUUUUCGUAAGCCUCACAUUUACUUGUGCUCGCUGUAUGGUAUAUGAUUUCUCGGCAAAGUUCUUCAAGUCCUACAUUUUCGCUGACGAGAAAUUAAUUAUCACUGUUGUCGCGAAGACCUUUGAAAAGUAGAGAGGUUGGAAAAUGCCUCCCGUAAUACCCGUCAAAUCGCUCUACGCGAUUGUCCUGGACAAGGUGACAAGCACUUUGUACCACUCGGCGGCGACGGGCAGCAUCAACUCCGAUGACGUUCGGAAACACCUGCUUCGAGUUCUCCACUCCGGCAUCCGCCAAGACCUGAUCUCCUCGGCCACCAAAAAGUACAAGGCCGACACUAACUUGGUGCAUUUCAGCGCCGCCUGCAAGUACAACACCUACAAGCUGUUCGACCUGAUCGGACUGGUCCUCGACGCGACCAUCAAACGCCUGCACCCCAUUGACCAGAACAGUUUCCUCUGGAUCAACGAGUGUCUCGAACUUUUCACCUGCUUGGAAAACUGCCAAGCGGUCGGUUUGGAGGAACUCAGCGUCCGGGUGCGCAUCAACCCGAGACACGACCUCGAGUUUGUCUCCAUCAUGAACAACACCUUCCACAGGGUGUUGUACAAAAUGUCCAACCUUCGGGUGCUCAUUUUGAGGAGCAUCUGCGACAAUGAAAUGCUGCGGCUCAUUGGGGAAAACUGCCCGAAACUUGAGCACCUGGACAUGACCUCGUCAUGGUUGGUUGACGACAGAGGAAUUAGACAGUUGCUGCUGAAGAACCCGAUGGCUUUCUACGAGAAUGACUAUUCGUCGAGUGUUGACUGCGAGAAAACUGCUUGCUGCGCACAUUUAAAAGUUGUUCGAAUUCAAGACACAAACACAACUGAGUUGGGAGUGAUCAUGCUGCUGCUGUUCAUUCCUCAGCUGCGCUCCCUCGGAGGUUUCAUUUAUUACAGGAAUGUGGGAGACGCAAUCCUCUCCCUUUUGGAGUGGAAGCCAUCGCUGUUUCUUAGACUGACUGACCUGUGGGACACCCACCUGCCCAAUGGCAAAGCAGACAAGUUGAUUUAUGCCCUUCCUGGUCUGCAAAGCCUCUACACAAGAGGCACCUAUUUGCCGAAGAUCUCGGCAUGGAUGUAUUUGACGUCUCUUACUAUCGACUUUGACUUUCGAGACUUCGGACCCCUCCUUGAGGAUUUCCUAGCGAUUUGUGGACCUCGUUUGCAGAAGUUGGCAAUUGUUGAUCAGGUGCAUGCAAUGAAUUUGGAAACUAUGUGCCAACUUUGUCCUGCACUCACCGAGCUUACAGCAAAAAUUUGUUGCGAAGUUAGAGACGGACGCUGGAAGAUGAAUCCUAAAUCUAAAAUGCCACUUUUGCAAAUAGCCAAAGUGCGACUGGAAACUGCGGAAGUUCUUCCCGCACUUCUGUCUUGCACCCCGGAGCUCACGAAUUUAGAAAUCUUUUACGAGCAGGACGGAUCGUCGCCCGACUUGGACGACAUCAUUCUGUCUCAAGCACUUCAAUCAGCGAGAAAUGCGUCCGACCCGCCUUGCUUGGAGUUGCUGUACAUUCGGACCGAGAGCUCGUUGGGCUGGCUUGGGCUAAUGGACCUGUUGACCUUUUGCCCAAAUUUGAAGAGUGUUGGCGAUCUCUACCAUUGGUCAGCACUGGAUCGAACAAGUUUGGAGCAACUGGAAGAGCUGACAAUUAUUAGAAACUGGGAUCUGACUAUCUUGUUUCAAGGAAUGAGACUAUCUGCUGGUAAUUUUUUAAAAAUGUAAUUAUAUAUAUUAUAGUUGACCGCUAUUGGAUUACUAUGGAAUGUUAAAGAAUUGGAAAAAAUGAAAUAAUUAAAUGUAUUUGUAAGGCUGGAUUUUGUAAUGCGAGAAGACUUUAAUGGUUAAAAAUUAAGAUUGCUUGGAGGCGAAAUAUACUUUGGCACCAAAUUUGAAGAAAUGAAAAGACUUGACAUUGUCGUACAUAGCAAUUAUUAGUAAGCAAUAUAUAUAUUUUGCAUGGCAACUGGGGAUGUUUGCUAACCAAUUAUUUGUGCCAUUUUGGUGUUCGGGUUUUAAUUUUUCUGGUGGAUGCAAAAGUGUGUGAAUUUUUAUUUUUGAUCUCUUAUUUUCAAUUUACUGAAUUUUGAAUUGUAUCUUUGCAAGGUACUUGGCAAAAAAAGAAUAGCAUGAUGUUAUAAUAUUUAAGGUACCUGCAACAAUGAAGACUAACAUAAUAUAAAUUUGUAGAAAGAUUUAUUUAUCUGUAAUGAUUUAAUGUAUUUUAAUUAAAAUUGCUGCACACUACCGCAUAAGAAUCGAGUAAUGGUUCAAGAUCAAAUUUAAGCUUUAGGGGCUGUAAUGUAAGAUGUUGGUUGCGCUAAUGAUGACUUGCUUGGUUAUGUAAAGUCUAAUUUUGAGGUUCACAGUAUGAGUUAAAAAGUGUUAGUUUUAGCGAGCAAGAAUUUUAAUUCAGAAAAUAUUUAAACGGAUGUAACUGGAUAAAAAAAAUCCAGUAGUGUGUAGUUCAUAUCCACAUUUUAAGUGUUAUAGAAUUAACAUUUUGAAACUUUAUUUGUGUUUAUGUCAAAAUUAUAGGUUCAUUUUACAAAUAGAGUGUAAUUUAUUGUGUGAUAACAGAGGAGAAUGAGUUUAAUUAAUUAAGACUGAUAUACUUGUGAUGUAUUUUUUCUUCAAUAUUUCUCGGAAGUAAGAGUUUAUGUAUAUAAUGAUGAAUAAUAAAAAUUCUCUUUUCUUCAAUAUCAAAGAUCAUUGUUUC